Anopheles funestus (African malaria mosquito) is the source of this 1573-nucleotide messenger RNA. It is a transcript of the gene MED30, whose product is annotated as mediator of RNA polymerase II transcription subunit 30. Gene Ontology annotation, cellular component: mediator complex. Lineage: Eukaryota; Metazoa; Arthropoda; Insecta; Diptera; Culicidae. The record is from RefSeq and is a predicted model, not a curated record. The transcript is spliced from 2 exons. Gene Ontology annotation, biological process: positive regulation of DNA-templated transcription. Bases 191 to 1132 code for a protein of 313 amino acids. Gene Ontology annotation, molecular function: transcription coregulator activity.
UCUGUGACUGUCAUCGGCGGCACAGGGUGUGCCGAACCGGUUCGAAAACUGUACAUUUGCAGCAUAUGCUUGACAUAAAACGCAGCAGUGCUGUCAAAACAUGUUUGCCGCAUCCAUAAACAUAAGCAUAAACCAAGCGGAAGGUCUACUGGAAAAGUUUGUAAAAGAAACAAUUUUCUGUUGAUUAAAUAUGUCUGGACAGUUCCCGGGAGGAUAUCAGAGCCCCAGUGGGCAUCGGGGUAAUUAUAAUAGCCCUAUAAUUCAGCAACACCUGAACCAAAUGAACGUUCCAAACCAAAUGGGAAUGAUGGGCUUCAACCAAAACAACGUAAUGAACAAUCCACAAAUGCAAGGUGUACCGGGACAGGGUAACCAGGAUAUGGGUCUCAAUCCGGGCAUGAUGCAGCAAAACCAACAACAACAGCAACAAAUCGCACAAGGAAUGCAACCCAAUCUCCAGCAGAUACCGUCGAACCAGCAUCAGCCGGGCCAAAAUCAAAUGGUCGGACAGAAUCCGAGCCAUCAGUCUGCGCAACCAUCCCCACAGAUGGGUAUGCAACAAUCGGGCGGCAAUGUCGGUCCGGGCAACGUAAUGAAUAACCCUCAGUCACAGAACCAAUCUGUACCGCCGAAUCAACCAGGCGGUGGAACGACCGUACAGCAACAACAGAAAGCCGAAUUUAAUCUUCUCUCGCUGUGCCGAAUCGGGCAGGAAACGGUACAAGAUAUUGUGAGCCGCUUUCAGGAGGUGUUUGGCAUAUUGCGCUCGAUACAACCCCCCAAUGGGACGAACCAGGGACAGUUGUCGAGUAACGACAAGAAGGCGAAGGUGCAGGAACAGUUCCGUACGAUUCGGUUACUGUUCAAACGGUUGCGGCUGCUGUACGAUAAGUGUAACGACAAUUGCCAACAGGGGAUGGAGUACACGCACGUGGAAAGUUUGAUUCCACUGAAGGGUGAGAUUGAACGGACCGAGCCGGUCCACACGGAGGAGUACAAAAAAGCGCUGCAGGAGAACCGUGAGCUGGUGGCGAUGGUACAGCUGAAGAACAAACAGUUGCGUGAAAUUAUCGACAAAAUACGGCUUACGAUAUGGGAGAUAAACACCAUGCUAAGUAUGAGACGAUGCUAGGAAGGAAAUGAGUGGCUUUAGCUUAAGAUAAUCAAAUAAGGAUGCAACACUGCAAUAUGCGCAUCAUCAAUCUGUGGCGGAUCAAGGGUACGCCCCUUGGAGGAGGCCCUAGGCGGAAUUGCCAUUUUGGGACUCUAUCAAUACACUACACGAAAUAAACGACAUUUCGCAUCGUUUCGCCUAAUGUUAUAAAACUCGAGUUUGUCAGAAAUUGUCCUAUCAGCUGUUUCUAGUAAAACUCUUACUUUCGAUAUUUUCCAUUCAAUGUGGCAGGUAUCUGCUGUGAUUAGUUCCGUUUGGUUCGAUUAUGCGGUAAUGAAUUAUUGAGAAAAGAAUUAAGCCACCGUAGUGAAGAGUCAAUUGUAAUUUCGGGAUUUAAGUUAAAGGAAAUAAUAUAAUGCAACUGGAUACCUUUGCCCAAAAUAAAUAUAUUUAAAUAUA